UGGCAUGGGUGAAAUCUCACGUGAUCUUCGUAUAAAACGACUAAAAACUCGGUGGGAAUGACUCCCUAGGCCUUCAAAACGCUAGAAAUAGUCUACGGGCCCAUAUCUACCUGCUCCCAUAGACCUCAUAAUAUGCACCUUUAUUCGUCCACGCUAGAAUUUCGUUCAUACGCGAUUUCACGAUUUGUGUCGUCAUAUUCUUUAUCUUCUACCCGCUAUCUCCUUACCAGUACCAGUUCAAGCACUUAUUUUUUCACUGAACGUCUCCAAUUUCGUCAUCGUUCCCGCAAGUCACUACGGUAGAUUGUGGAGCUCUUCCAUGGUUGACACUGAACAACGCCAUUCAGCAUCAGUGAGCCGCGCACAUGCGCCAGGCAAGGACGCUGUGCGCGCGUGUAUCACUAAGUACGGUAGUACUUAGUAUAUAGGGAUGGGUAUGGUACCUAGCAUCAUAGAUGUACAAGUAAAUUAAAAAUCCUGCGAAUUAAAAAAAAGAGGCAUAUAGGGAUCGUAUAAAAAGAAAGGAAAAAGAAACUACCGUACUUAGUGAUAGGGCUAUGAUAGGGAAUUUUGUUCAUCAUCAUCAUCUUCUUCUUCUUAAACCAGCAUAACUCAAAAAGCGAAAGAGAUAAAGCCAUGAAAUUUUGUGCAGGUGGCGGACUAGAAACCAGUAUGCAAUUUGGAGUGGCCUUACCAGGGCGAGUUGACAGACCUGCAGAGGAACUCUCAGCCUCCAGCGCCUUCUGGAAAAAAGAUGGAAGAACACCGACGCAAUUGCUUCUUUUCUGAAGAGUGCAAUAAAUUUCAAUUGGAUAGUCACGAACAAAAUGACUUUGAUGACUUUAAUUUGGAGAACAGAGUAAAUGCUCUGGAAUCAUUUUAUACCGAAGAUGGUGCCAAUGCAGCAACAAAUUAUGUAGAAGAUGGGGCAAAUGCACCUGAGAUAUCGUAUGCAGAAGAUGGAGAAGGGGCACCCGAAUCACCAUACAAAGAAGAUGGUGCAUCUGCAGAAAAUACUUUUUCUUCACAAGUGAAAUGUGAAGCUAAUACAGAAGAUGGAGCAUGUGCCCCUGAGAGCAGGUCUAGAGAAGCCUCUUUUGGAAAAGAAGACAUUUCUGAACAGCCCAAAUAUGCUGGACUGGGAGAAGGGCAUUCAAAAAUUUUGACAUCUGCUUGUGAUGCAUAUAAUAGUAGUAUGGUCGAACCAAUGGAUAAAGCGCAAGAAUAUGGUAGCAAAACAGAACAUGGCACAAGCAGCAAACAACAAAGGAAUGUGGAAUCAUUAAAUGGACCCGUUUUCGGAGAAAGUAAGCUGUUGCAACCAUCAUCAACAUCAGCCGAAUCGGACGAUGGAAUGUUUUCAACCAGUGCAAUUUUAUGUCCAGCUGGGUUAUAUUGCACUGACCUUGUUAAUCACUCUCGUUCAACCAAGAAUUUAUCUUUUCCCUCUCCAAUGACUGGAGGUACUGAGUCAAUCUCAAGUAAUAAGUUUUGUAUUCCUGGUCCCGGGCGAUGAGAUGCAUGUUCACACUGAAAAAGUCUCACUUUCCACUCCCCCCGACACAGAUUAUUGCACCUUCCCAGCAUGUGGUUGUGGGGAGAAUAAUAAGUGCCAUUGUCGGCAGCCUAAACACGAUUUUAGUUCUGAGGAAGAAAAAGCUGCCUCAGAGAAAUCUGGUCAACUGCAGCACCAUCCACUGCAUUCUGCAACAACCCAAUCCAAUUUUUAUGAUACCAGUUUCCUACUAGAAGCUAUUGAGGAGAGUCAAAUCUGUUCAGAAUCCCAGAUUUGUGUAGGGACAUCCCAAGUUCUUGAUGCCACUAGACUAGCUCACGAUAAGAACGAAACCAUUCAGGGUAUCCCUCAUCAGCCAACAACCCAGAAUUCCCCUGCUGCAGAACCGUGUCAGAGCUUACAUGCUUGCAUUACUCAUGAAUCAAUGGCACCUCAAACUUUUGAAGGUAGAGAUGAAAUGGUCCUUUCACACAACGUGGUACUCACUGACUUGGCAA
Molecule: messenger RNA, 2013 nt
Organism: Geodia barretti
Lineage: Eukaryota; Metazoa; Porifera; Demospongiae; Tetractinellida; Geodiidae
Source: the annotation of a GenBank genome assembly